CUGUGGGGCCACUGCAAGCGGGGAGGCUGCAGGAGCCGCCGCAUGAAACUUGCACCGCGGAGAGGAGGCGGCGAGCCGGGCUCCGGGGAGGGACCGUCCCGAGCUGCGACUGGCUUGGUGCUGCAGCUGGCCUAUAAGUCUUCAAAAUACCUGCCUGUAAGUCUUUGAGAACAUUAUAAUGUCCCUUUGUGCCUCUUCUCACAAGGAGUUUUCUCAGCUGUUACCUAUUGGAGACAUGGAUAUCAAAAACUCACCAUCUGGCCUUAACUCUGCUGCAUCCUACAACUGCAGUCAGUCAGUCCUACCCCUGGAGCACGGUCCCAUAUAUAUACCUUCCUCCUUUGUAGAGAGCCGCCAUGAAUAUUCAGCCAUGACCUUCUAUAGCCCUGCUGUGAUGAAUUACAGUAUUCCCUGCAGUGCCAAUAACUCAGAAGGCGGACCGGGUCGACAGACCAAAAGCCCUAAUGUGCUGUGGCCAUCUCCUGGACACCUCUCUCCUUUAGCCCUCCAUUGCCCAUCAUCACUUCUGUAUGCAGAACCUCAAAAGAGUCCUUGGUGUGAAGCAAGAUCACUAGAACACUCCUUACCUAUAAACAGAGAGACACUGAAAAGGAAGGUUAGUGGGAGCAGUUGUGCCAGCCCGGUUACUAGUCAAAAGAGGGAUGCCCACUUCUGUGCAGUCUGCAGCGACUACGCAUCGGGAUAUCACUACGGAGUCUGGUCGUGUGAAGGAUGUAAGGCUUUUUUUAAAAGAAGCAUUCAAGGACAUAACGAUUAUAUUUGUCCAGCUACAAAUCAGUGUACAAUAGAUAAGAACCGACGUAAAAGCUGCCAGGCUUGCCGACUUCGGAAGUGCUAUGAAGUAGGAAUGGUGAAGUGUGGCUCCCGGAGAGAAAGAUGUGGGUACCGCAUAGUGCGAAGGCAGAGAAAUUCCGAUGACCAGCUGCACUGCUUGAGCAAAGCCAAGAAAAAUGGAGGCAGUGUCACCCGAGUGAAGGAGCUGCUGUUGAGCACCCUGAGCCCGGAGCAGCUGGUGCUCACGCUCCUAGAGGCCGAGCCGCCCAACGUGCUCGUGAGCCGACCCAGCAUGCCCUUCACGGAGUCCUCCAUGAUGAUGUCCCUGACCAAGCUGGCCGACAAGGAAUUGGUGCACAUGAUUGGCUGGGCCAAGAAAAUCCCUGGCUUCAUGGAGCUCAGCCUGUACGACCAAGUGAGGCUCUUGGAGAGCUGCUGGAUGGAGGUACUAAUGGUGGGGCUGAUGUGGCGCUCGAUUGACCAUCCCGGCAAGCUCAUCUUUGCUCCAGACCUUGUUCUGGACAGGGAUGAGGGGAAAUGCGUAGAAGGAAUUUUGGAAAUCUUUGACAUGCUCCUGGCAACAACUUCAAGGUUUCGCGAGUUAAAACUCCAACACAAAGAGUAUCUCUGUGUCAAGGCCAUGAUUCUCCUCAACUCCAGUAUGUACCCUUUAGCUGCCGCCACCCAGGAGGCUGAGAGCAGCCGGAAGCUGAGUCACUUACUGAACGCUGUGACAGAUGCUCUGGUCUGGGUGAUCGCCAAGAGUGGCAUUUCCUCCCAGCAGCAGUCCGUCCGCCUGGCUAACCUCCUGAUGCUCCUUUCUCAUGUCAGGCACGCCAGUAACAAAGGCAUGGAACAUCUGCUCAGCAUGAAGUGCAAAAAUGUGGUCCCAGUCUACGACCUGCUGCUGGAGAUGCUGAACGCCCACACGCUUCGUGGGUACAAGUCCUCAGUCACGGGGACCGAAUGCAGCCCGGCUGAGGGGAGUAAGAGCAAAGUCCCAGAACCCCCAGACCCAGUGAUGCUCAGCCCCCAGGUAGACAAAGACUGGAGCUGAACUUCAAUGCACCACGUGAGCUUGUUGGGUGUCACCAGGCUUCCUGGCCUUUCUACUGUGUGGCCUCUCAUUAGUUUCCAAGGCUUGGUCAUGUCUCCCCUCCCCAAUACGUCCCCGCUUCCUGCUAGCCCGGAGUCAGGGUGAGAGAGCCACGUUUUCCCUUUGUUACCAGGGGGUGCAUUUAAAUGCAGAGUUUACAUCUUGCAUGGCCUCAUAGGAGCUCAGUGUGGUCCCUUUGGAAAACAUCUUAAAUAUUUAGGAAUGAUUAGUGGAAGCCUGACCAGGGAAGGCUGUAAAGGAGAAAAGGGAGAGAAUGUGAAGCACUAGGAAACGGACUGACCUUCAUCGUGUUGCCUAAACUAUCUUUGGGACAGAUCUUUGUGCGUUCUCUUUUGGACCACUUGAUUGUAAGACUGAAAACCACAAUGACAAUCAACUCGUUUCCCAUACCUACCUCGCAGGCCCGUGAGGACUUUUGUCACACGUGACUAUUGAUCCAUCAAAGCCCAGAGCAAUUGUGACCUAGGGAGCCUGUGGUCAAGCUGGGAUGGCAGCCACAUUCUUCCCCCUAGGCCCUGCUGCUGUCUUCACACAGACUCAUCCCUCUUGAUUUGCAUUCAUAGAGCCUGCUGAUUAGUUGGCAGGUAUUGUGUGUGUGUGUGUGUGGUGGUGAGGGCUUCAUUUUCAUGGAGAAUCGUGGGAGAGUUAGAUCUCCUUGUCCCUGCAGUUGCCCUUCCUUGAAACUCGUCCCAAGGGUCCCAGCAUUUGUGCUGGGGGAAUCGGUUCCCUCCUGUCAGCACAGGUUGCAGCCACACUUCCCUGGAGCAGCCACAGCUGUCACAUCCUCCACCCAGAGGAGACUGGGACUCUUCAGGCUGUGGAUGGGCAAGGAGCACUUUUCCAUGGAAAGAUGGACAGCUGUACACACAACAGUGUGUCAGCAUCGCAGCCAAACUUACAGACUUAGGGGUAACUAAGAAAGGGUUCUUUUACACCCAAGGGCUCUUUUAAAAUAUUUUCUUAUUGGAACAUUUAUAUGAUGGGCUGGGUGAGUGAAAUAGAAACUUAGCAAAAUAUCAGUCCUUAUUUCAAGUGGAAGUCAAAAAGGACACAAUGAUAAAUCACCUCUGAAAUUACAAUUUUACCUUGCUUCCAAAAAUUAAAACUUUCAAGAACACAAUGAAUACAUAAAAUGAGUUACAUCUUUACUUUGGAAGUGAGCAAUUAAAUAAUCAUGUUUGAUUUUUGUGAUAAUGUUUUUAACAAUUACCUUGUGAUUUGAGAUUAAAUACAUUUUCUUUUUGGAAAUAGGUUUACUCUGGCUAGCACAUUCUGUAUUUCCUAAGUCAUUAGGAAGAUGGUUUCUGCUAGUGAGACCUUGAAUAAUUCUUGAUUUUGACACUGGUGCAAUUUUACUGAGUUGAGCAUAGCUAUUUCAGAAACUCUUGAACAUACACCUAGAGAAUAAACUGAAGUCUGUAUUCUGAGGUUUGAAAUUAUUCUUAGUGACUCAAUGUUGCAGCCCUAGUGGGAUUUAGUACAGAAAGAUGUAAGCUUGACUUUCGAACCAUGGGACAUCACCUCAGGGUUACCCAGAAGGUCAAUUUUGUUUCUUUCCGGCCAGCUUAGAAACCCCCCAUGACAGAGGGGAUGGAAGGUAGAGAGUGGGAAGUGGGAGGCAAAGAAGGCAGCCUUGAACAAUUAUUUGCAGAAGAAAUUCUAGUAUUGUAAUUUUAAAAGAAACUACCAGGUAAGAAAAACAACACACACAGAAAACAAAAAACAGAAUGAUGUCCAAGCUGCUGCCUGAUUAGUGUGUGAUGGAGUGAACUCUUUUAGGUUAAAUUUUUGUGCCUAGGUAGGUACCAGACUGGACGUCAAUGUCCAGUUACCUUCCUGCGUCUAAUCCUUUGCUCACCCAGAGUAAUGCAUAUUAAAUUUGAAAACUCAUCCAGUGCCCAUUAGUCCUUUUCAGCAAAUAUUCUGGCAUGCCUCUUGAGCCUGCCCUGCUUCACUGAAUUCAGAUUUAGCCCACAAGGAGGAUGUGAAUACUCUUUGUAAUUUCUUCUUGAGUCACAGUCUCACCUUGGUGUGCUGGUCAUAUUCUUUAGUCCAACCUGCGAGGACUCCUCCUUGUAAGUUAAGUCUUUGAGAAUGGGGUCUGGACAAGAAGGCAGUUGAUAUAACACAGUCUGUUCUUUAAAGGUGUUUUUUGUUUUGUUUUGAAUAUUCUAGGGCCCUUUCCCCUUUUUGAUGAGGUGUUUUGAAUCUGUUAUUCAAAAUACUGCUAUAAACUGUGCUCAAGUACCCAUCUGCUCCAAGUGUGUCCUUUAACAAUGACACUCGUGCAAAGUCAGGUUGCUCUUUUUAUGUUUUGGAUAGAUCCUCCGUGUCCUUUUUAAUGAUUCGUCAAGUUUCUCUUUAACAGUGGUUUCUUUUAAGUGUCUUCUUUUUUGAGGGCAUCCUAUUUAUUCACUCCCCCCAAAUCGUCCAUGUUCCUUUAGGGCUAAAGUUUUUCUCCCAUAGCUAAGCAAAGAAUUCAGUGUUCAAGUUCAGUUUUAAAAAGGAAUAAAUUAGGAGGAUUAGGACCUGAUCAAUAGGAAGUAAAUUGGGAAGUGGAAAAAACACACACAAAAAACCAAGCCACUUCCAUUCUAUGCAUCAUGGGAGAACAUUCCUCAGACUGGCAUGACAAGAUUCCCUUCUGCCAUUUCAAUUUGUGAUCACUUAAUAAAGGAAACAUUUGUAGACGAGUAAAACUUGGACUUGAUUCCAAAAACCUGAGUGUCUAAUAUAGGGUCAUGUAGACAAAUUUUAAUGGAAUAAUUACAAUAGAAUAUUCUUAAGGAAGAGAACAUCAGAACAAAGAGUUCAGUCACACUCUUGGGAUUGAAUUGGCCAUCUCUAAAGAGGACUAGUGUGGGAAACCCUAGGAGAGACACACAAUUUUCACACCUCUUCUGUCCUCACACAACCUCCUCUGUCUGGUUUCAGGCCUGUCAAUACUCAUUGUCCACAGGGACUAAGGAUUCAACCCUAGAAUAAUCUUGAGAUUUUUCUUGAAAAUUUCAUUUGGGAACAAAAGACUGCAUUGUCAGACGAAUAACAAAUCUGGAGAGUCUUAACUGUAUUAAAAGCAAAACAGUGCAAAAUAAAUACAAGCUUUUCAGGUAAUUUUUAUCUGGAUUACUUUACCUGCUAACUCAGCUAGAAAGUCAAUUGUUUUAGAUUUAAAUAAAAAUAAAAACAGUUAACAAUUCUUGCCAGAACUACAUUAUAAAUUUAUCAAGUAAAACUACGUUGAAGCCAUUUUAGAAUUUUCUAGCAUGUAAAAGUGGUUUGGUUCUUCUUAUUUAAUUUGCCAAUGGAGCUUGCAUAUAUUGACAUCUUUUCAAAUUUAAGGUGAAUGUUCAAUUUUUAGGUCUAUUUUGAAAUGAAGUCUUUUUAAUAAGAUUUGCCACAUUUCUUUAAGCUGCUGAAAAUCUUUAAAAACACACAUUAAAGGUUACGUGAAGGAAAUGAUAAAAACACAUCAUUUAGCACCUAAAAAUAUCUGUGGAGCUCUUACUAUGUGCCAGACAGAGCUCUCAGUGCUGCACACACUCGCAUUCAAUCCUUAUAAUAAUUACUGCUAUCCUAAAUUUUCAGCAGUGAAAACUAGACAGCAUAUAAGCAAAUGGGCUCAAGGUCACACAGCGACUAAAGUGAUAGAGCUGAACAUAGGCAGCCCAGUUCCUGUGACCACACAGUUCAGCCAGUUAAAAAAAACAAAACAAAACAAAACAAAAUCAUUAACUGCCAAAUUCAUUGAUCAAAUGCACUCUGACAUGCAUGGCUGCUCUGAUUUAAGUGGGGGCCUACUGUUGGCAUGCCCCUCCCCAUUUCCAGAACAUCGCAGCAGACACAGCUUGCAAUUCUCUGUCUUUUCAAUCUCAUCUUUUAUACACAUGUAAAUUAAAGUCCCCAAAAGGUGAAUUGGCCUGCUCAAGGUAAUAAAACUACUUAUGGCAAAGCCUGGACUGGAAUUCCAGUCUUCUGGCUGCCUGGCCAGCAUUGCUUCUCUUUGAGGACUUGCUUUAAGACUGCUUCUUGAACCACAUCUCAGUGUAAUGGAAAGAUGGUUAUUUUCUUGGCCUCCUGCUGUCCUUGAGAUCCUAUCAUUUCAGCUUAGAUGGGGUCUGCAUGUGGUGACAGGUGGAAAAAAGAAAUGCAUGCCAUUACCUGUCCUCUUAUCCUAGCCUCAUAACCCGGUGUCGCCUUUUUUCUAUUUGCUAUUGCUUUUUCCAAACCCAUUUAAGUGUGGAGUAUCUUCUUUGGAAAUUUACCCAUGUAAAAUUCAUCUUUUAGGCACUUGAUGCUUUCCUUUGGAGUUUGGUAUACUAUAGUGUGAAAACAUAUGCCAUUUAGUCUUUAUAGCUCUUAAAGUUGCUGGUAUUUUGGCACCAGUGGCAGCUCUAAGAUGUGCAUUGUUUCCACGACAUAUGAUCUUAUUGCCCUUUGUGUUGCUUUGGAGUCAAGGAUCUUCUUUUUUGGAAUCUAAGGAUCCUAUUCACUCUGGGGGACAGUCACUGCACAUGAUGGUGGGUUUCCUGUACGGGAAGGACAAAGAUUUGGUGAGAUUAACCCAGAACAGCUCCCAUUAACUGUACACUCCAUGUUGCUGCAUUUUGUUUUUUCCAUGUUGGGUGUCUUAAAUGUCAUGACUAUUGGUCCUAGAACUUAAACAUUCAGUGGUCCUGUGUACCUCAAGAACCUGCUGGCUGACUAUAAUUUGUCAUUUUGUUUCAGAUGAAUGCUUUGUACUGUUAAACUAAUUUGCUGGUUACCAUCACAGGCUUUAAUAAAUUUGGACCUUUUUUAGAAACAAAUGAUUGAUUUGUGUGAAAGAUUUUGAGAACUGCUUUUGACUCCUCCAGGUAGUUGUUUUUCUUUGCUGUGUUCCCUUUAAUGUCUCUGGUAUUGUUGCAGAAAGAAGUGUAACAUGACACAAGCUAAAUAAAGUGUUUUUCAUAAUUUGAUUUUAAAAAUGUAUUUGUUGGGAGUUGAGUAUGAGGACUUUCAGUAAUCAGGCCAAGUAGUCAAUUUCCACAUUCUAUUCUGAAUUCUAUUUUGGGUUGCAGAAACCUGUGAAAAUUUGCCG
Molecule: messenger RNA, 6992 nt
Organism: Choloepus didactylus (southern two-toed sloth)
Lineage: Eukaryota; Metazoa; Chordata; Mammalia; Pilosa; Megalonychidae
Gene: ESR2
Product: estrogen receptor 2
Exons: 9
Coding region: 179-1852 (557 amino acids)
Biological process (GO): estrogen receptor signaling pathway; cellular response to estradiol stimulus; regulation of DNA-templated transcription
Cellular component (GO): nucleus
Molecular function (GO): zinc ion binding; sequence-specific DNA binding; nuclear estrogen receptor activity
Source: RefSeq, a predicted model, not a curated record